CCGUCAAGGACAAAUUCAUGUUCCAGGUGAUCUUAACAUGAAAGUGAAUGAUAUGCCCACAAGCUUAUAUCACACACUAGUCAGAAAAAAGCGAAGUUUUGUUGAUAAACAAUUGUUUACAAUGGAAGUUUUAGUCGCAGUAGACAAAUCGAUGAGUGAAUUUCAUAAAUCGGAUUUGAAUUCUUACAUUCUUACACUUAUAUCUGUUGUUUCUAAUAUAUUUUCCGACGCAAGUAUAGGAAAUUCAAUAAAUAUUUCGGUUCCUACGAUUGUAUUGCUUAAAGAUGAUAUAAAUAUGUCACGCGGUAAAAAAACUACAUCAGCAUCUCAACUACUUAAACAUUUUUGUUCUUUUUUACACAAAAAACGCAUUCAUUAUGACACUGCGAUCAUGCUCACAAGGGAUCAGAUUUGUCGAAAUGAAGGUGAAGCUAAGUGUGAUACUCUUGGCCUUGCAGAACUUGGGACAGUAUGCAAAAGUUAUUCUUGUUCAAUUGUGCAGGAUAAUGGACUUCCUGCUGCUUUUACAAUUGCUCAUGAACUUGGACAUAUGUAAGUUGUGUUUUGAUUUAUAUGAAAUUAUGUGUUGGCAUUUAAAAGACAUUUAUUUUUGUUUAAAACCCAUUUAUUUUUGUUUAAAAGUU
Eupeodes corollae is the source of this 644-nucleotide messenger RNA. RefSeq names its product A disintegrin and metalloproteinase with thrombospondin motifs 15-like. The transcript is spliced from 5 exons. Lineage: Eukaryota; Metazoa; Arthropoda; Insecta; Diptera; Syrphidae. Gene Ontology annotation, biological process: extracellular matrix organization. Gene Ontology annotation, molecular function: metalloendopeptidase activity. Gene Ontology annotation, cellular component: extracellular matrix. The record is from RefSeq and is a predicted model, not a curated record. The coding region runs from base 38 to 556 and encodes 172 amino acids.